Messenger RNA from Sesamum indicum (sesame), 2503 nucleotides. RefSeq names its product F-box protein 2 (gene FBX2). The record is from RefSeq and is a predicted model, not a curated record. Gene Ontology annotation, molecular function: protein binding. NCBI's taxonomy places the organism in Eukaryota, Viridiplantae, Streptophyta, Magnoliopsida, Lamiales, Pedaliaceae.
AAUUAUGAGAAACCAAAUCGUAGGGGAGCUGAUUCUGAUAAUAUUGUCAAACCCGACCCGCCACAAGAAUUAUACCCUAAUUUUCGGUUUGAGCUCUCCCCAAAUCAUUAUUACAAAACAAAAAGUAGAAGAAAUUGGUAGUGAUUUAGAGCAGAAUUUCACUCUUACCUAGCUGUUUCCUUCGAUUCUAGUUUCCCUCGAAGCAGCAGAAAUCUUUGCCUUUUCAAUUUUGAGGUACUUCUCCGCCCAAUCUCAAUCACACCCUGAAUUUUUCUAUUCCACUGUAUAUUUACGUUUGUGAUUUUAGUAAUUCUUGAAAUAUUGGUCUUAUUCCCAUUGAAUUCGGUUUUGUUAUUACUGAUUGAGUUAGUGACUCGAUUCCAGUUGCUUUGCGCUUCUCAAAGAUCUGGGAUUUGAGUAAUUAGGCUGACUUUCUGGUUUUUUUGAGGUGUGAUUGAAUUGGGUUUGUGCAUAUGUUUUCUGGGUUUUACCCAAUCUUUUAUACUUGAUUGAAUUGUUCAUUUGGUGAACUGGGAUAUAAUUCAGUGAAUUUUUCUGUUAAGAGGUUGAUUACUGGAGUUUUCUGGGGUUUAAUUGAUAUACAAGUUUAGGAAAAACAUUUUAUGGCAUUUGAAUGCCAAAGGGAUACCAAAAUUGGAUUGAGAGACACUUCAGUAAAUUGCUUGGGUAGUAUUCAAAGGGAGAACGUUGAUGCAGAUCAACUUAUUUUGACAAGCAAGAAAAAGUUCGAACCAUUAGAGACUGAAAAUCCUGAUAGUGUUUGUGAAGCAAAUUUCAAACUUGGGAUCUGUUUCAGUGAACCUUUUCCAAAUUCUAGCCGCUCAUUGGCUGACCUUCCUCCUGCACUGAUAUCUGAAAUCCUUAAUUUCCUUGACCCGAGAGAACUUGGAAUUGUGUCUUGUGUCAAUACAUCUCUGUAUAGACUUGCCUCUGAGCACCAUGUGUGGAAGGAAUUCUACUAUGAGAGGUGGGGCCAUCCGAUAACUUCAGUCAGUUUAGGGCCAGGAUAUCCAAAUGAGAAGUCAUGGAAGGAACUCUUUGUGGAGAGAGAGUUUCGGAGCAAGACAUUUAUGGGACGUUAUAGCAUCGACACACUGUAUGGGCACACUGAAGCAGUUAGGACUGUUUUUGUGUUAGUCUCUAAGAAGCUAGUAUUCACCUCAGGGUAUGAUCAGGUAGUAAGAAUGUGGGACAUAGAGGAAGGACUGUCAAUCGCAUCGUCCCGUCCUCUGGGUUGCACUAUUCGUGCGGUUGCAGCCGAUUCGAGGCUUCUGGUUGCUGGGGGUACAGAUGGGUUCAUACAUGGUUGGAAGGUGGAGGACAGGAACCCUCACUUGUUUGGUCUUAGGGCAUCACAAAAUCAGAAUAUGGAAUUCCGAGUUUGGGGACACGAGGGGCCUAUAACAUGUCUUGCAUUGGAUUUUAGUAAGAUUUAUAGUGGUUCUUGGGACAUGACCAUACGUAUCUGGGAUCGUUCUUCUCUGAAAUGUUUGAAGGUCUUGGUGCACAAUGACUGGGUUUGGAGCCUUGUCCCUCAUGAUACUACAAUAGGGAGCACGGCAGGUUCAGGGGUCUACAUUUGGGAAACUGAUACUGGGAAUCAGCUGGCUUUCAAUAGUAGUGCUCAUGUUGGUAAUGCAUAUUCUUUGGCAAGAAGUCACACGGGAAAGUUUUUGUUUACUGGAGGAGAAGAUGGUUCUGUACACAUGUUUGAGAUCACCAGGAAUAUUAAGUGCAAUAUGAGAAAGAUUGCAACUUGGAUUCCUCACAAUGGGUCUGUUUAUUCUCUUGCAUUUGAGUUCCCCUGGCUGGUUUCAGCUUCCAGUGAUGGAAAGAUUUCACUCAUUGAUGUGAGAGAGUUAUUGAAGACGAAAAGACAUUCUUCUAAUGGAAAUACUUCUAAAAGUAACUACUUGGAUCAAAAGAAUGUAGAACCCCCACAGAGAAUGCUUCAUGGGUUUGGAUGUAACUUGUUCUCCAUUGGGAUUGGUUCUGAUCGAAUUGUUUGUGGAGGUGAAGAAGGAGUUGUCAGGAUCUGGAACUUUUCACAAGCGCUGGAGAUUGAGAGGAGGGUCAGGACCUUGAGGGGUAUAAGGCUUGAAAACAGGAUGAGACGUCGUAGGCUCCAACCACAGCCAGGUGCUAAGGGUAGCCAGGACGAGCAAUGUUCAGUUGUUGCAAAUAAGAAUCAGCUAAACAGCAAAAAGAGGGUGCAGCAUAGCAAGCGUAGAGUAAGUGCGAAACUAAAGGCAUAGCCGUAGAUUAUAGCUUCUGAUUUGUUUUUACACUGUUAUCUUACUGUUAAACGCUGAAUCAUGUAUGAAUCUGUAGUGUAAUCGGCCUUUGUAGGUUUCUACCUCUGUCGUUUGCUAGAAUGUCUAGAUUCAGACGAAUGUUUGAGUUGGCGAUCAGCGUUCUCUCGCCCUCUUUACCAUCAACAAUUGUUUUUCAUACAAAAGCAAUGAGGUUUUGAUUGUUUAUA